Molecule: messenger RNA, 4368 nt
Organism: Pectinophora gossypiella (pink bollworm)
Lineage: Eukaryota; Metazoa; Arthropoda; Insecta; Lepidoptera; Gelechiidae
Product: ionotropic receptor 75a-like
Exons: 11
Coding region: 325-1905 (526 amino acids)
Cellular component (GO): membrane
Molecular function (GO): ligand-gated monoatomic ion channel activity
Source: RefSeq, a predicted model, not a curated record
AAUUGAUAAAUACCAACCUGACCAUACACAGGUCUCGAGUUACCAAUCUAUUGAAUUUCCUUUUACAUUCCUGGUGUUUGGAAAAACGGCAGAUGAGUCUGACUAGUGUCUUCUUUGUUGCACUUUGGACUUCAACUAAACUCCUUUAUAAGAACGACUUCUAAUAUCAAGAAAUUAAAAGGCAUUAGACGCCUCAAGGGAGUUGCAUACUAGGAAACUGCCAAGUUCAUUUCAUUUGUACUCUGCUCGUUCUGUCCUCAUCUUCCUUCAGACAAGAAGGUGCAGCUCUACACAGCACUGACCAGCGGGGAAGAUCAGGUGACGAUGCUGCAAAUCCUCGAACCGUAUCACCUGCCGCCGCGACAUGCGCAAGAUCAGCACAUCGUGUUCCUGGCAGACCUCGCUUGUCCCAACAUCUCUGAAUACUUCAAAGCGAGCAAUAUAAAACAGCAUUUCCGCUCUCCGUUUCGUUGGAUCCUGAUCGCAAGCGUUGCAGACGACACGUCGCAAGGUGGAGUCCCCGGGGCUAUUGACGAUAUCGAGGUGCUACCAGAUGCUGAAGUAAUGGUCGCUCAGCCCACCAGUAAUACUUCUUAUGAUCUUUAUUUCAUUUAUAAAAUCGGCAACGGUAAACCAUGGUGCACAGAGCCGUUCGGGGUGUGGGACACUCAGGCCGGGUUCCAGCAGACGAACCAGCUGGCCUCCACAGCUGAUAGAAGACUCAACCUGAAUGGCUAUGAGAUACCAGUGUGCUACGUUCUCACUGACAAUGACAGUGUCUACCAUCUGACAGAUGGAAUAAACGAUCACAUAGAUACAAUCACGAAGGUAAACUUCCGUACAACAAACCACUUGCUGGACUUCCUCAACGCCACCAGAAAGUACGUGUUUGCCAACACCUGGGGGUAUAAGGUCAACGGCACGUGGAAUGGCCUCACCGGGUACCUGAUCAGAAACGAAGUAGAAAUCGGAGGUUCUCCGAUGUUUUUCACGUCCGAACGGAUAUCUGAAGUGGACUACAUAUCGAGUCCAACGCCAACUCGGUCUAAGUUCGUGUUCCAGCAGCCCAAGUUAUCCUAUGAGAACAACCUGUUCCUCCUCUCAUUCAAGACCACUGUCUGGUACAGCCUACUAGGACUUAUCUUCUUGAUGUUCCUGGCACUCCUAGCUGUCGCCAUUUGGGAAUGGAAAAGAACAAAAAAUGAUUUACAAAGGGCUUCCGACGCGGGUGUUCUAAGAGGCAAUGUGCAAGAUGUCGCUCUUCUUAUUUACGGGGCAGCCUGCCAGCAGGGAAGCACGGUGGAACUGAAAGGGUCCCUAGGUCGCGUGGUGAUGCUAGUCCUAUUCCUAGCUCUAAUGUUCCUCUACACGUCGUAUUCUGCCAACAUCGUGGCUCUGUUGCAGUCCAGCUCAUCGCAAAUCAGGUCCUUAGAAGACCUUCUGCACUCUAGACUGAGGUUCGGAGUACAUGACACUGUCUUCAAUAGGUAUUACUUCUCGACAGCUACAGAGCCUACUAGGAAAGCUAUUUAUCAGACCAAAGUGGCACCCCCCGGUACCACCCCCCGAUUUAUGACAAUGGAGGAAGGGGUCAAGAAUAUGCAAAAGGGUCUAUUCGCGUUUCACAUGGAGACCGGUGUGGGGUACAAAUUCGUCGGCAAGUUCUUCCAUGAAGGCGAGAAAUGUGGGCUGAAGGAGAUCCAGUACCUGCAAGUGAUAGACCCCUGGCAGGCGGUGCGGAAAAACACGCCUUACAAAGAGCUAUUUAAGAUUGGGAUGAAACGCGUUCAAGAACAUGGUCUACAGAAAAGAGAGAACCAUCUGUUGUACGAAAAAAGACCGAAGUGCUCUGGCCGAGAGUCGAACUUUGUAUCAGAAGUACGAAAAUGGAGGUCCUUUGUUUAAAGUUGCACGAAUUUCUAUUAUUUCGGCGGAAUCAACAAGGAUAGCGAAUAGCCAUACAAUAAGUGUGAGUGAGACAACAUCAUACAAUAAAUACAAUAGGACGAUUGGCAGCCGGGUGAACUUUCAGUCAGUUCAGUUUGCCACUUUCAUCUUCAACGUGCGCACGCGCUUUUCUCUGUUCUGAGACUCUAUCCUGUUUAUUCUGUUGUAUUUGUUACCACUGUUGAGUUUGUUAAUAUUCCUCUUGAGUUUGUUAGUAUUUUUGUUGACUUUGUUAGUGUUAUUGUUGAAUUUGUUGUUGUUGUCUUGGCAAGAUGUCCAGUCAUGUUGGUGCCAGGCAAUGUUUUUUGUUGUGGUGUAAGCACUGUUCGUGGCCCGCGCCGAAGAUCUCGGCGUCCUAUACAGUCUUACUUGACAACUGAAGAUUAUAUUGCUAGGCACCCCAACAUCCUGAAUUAUGCUCGCCACUUAUUUGACGAUCGAGAGCUAAGUAAUCUUAUUUGAACAUUGAAAAAUUAAAAAUCUCAGUAUGCAGUGUAUCUGGUAUCUAUAUAGUCCCUGGUCAGUAUAAUACAUAAAAUGACAAUGUAUAAUUCAGCUCGUUUCUCAAUCGUGCUUUUCAUAAUCGAAAUGUCAUAUGAAAAAAAUUCGUGUAUGGAAAUAAUAUAUCCUACUUUAUCGAAGCUCUCAUUAUGUAGCGUCUUAGACGAAUAGUAAUCAACGCAAAACAUUUUUAACAGAAAGUCGUCAACUUAUCUCUAUUAUAAUUAGCCAGAGAUAGCUCUUACGCCAAGCGUAUCACUUGUGUACCAGACUUACGCUUUCAAUAGAUUUUAUAGCCAACUAUUACCACUUAAUUAUGUAUAAUAAAUGAUAUUUGCAUUUUUUUGUAACAGUAGAGAGUAAUCAGUUCAUAUUAAUGCAAGCACAACGGUAAGGCUGUUUUUUCAUCUGACAUGUGCUACGUUGCUAGGUUUAAUAUCCACCAAUCAGAUAAUUGGGUCUGAUUCUGAUCGGCACAAUGAACCCGAUUGUAGGGUAUGCAACGUAGCAUCUAGCAUGUUACUGGUGGAAACGCAGUCUAAAUGUGACGUACGUACUUCAUUAUUGAUGGAACAGUAUUAUUAUCGUUUCCAGCUAACUACGCAAUACCGAAUAUGCCACAUUUAAAAGAGUAAGUGAGGAUUGCUUGCGCCCUAAUAAAUGCCUUCGGAAAACGGGUGACAGAUCACCCACUCGUAAAUGAAAUAAUCAACGAUAUAUACCUUAAGCACGACGCCCCAAACUAUCUGUGCGAGUUUGUAAUACAAAACAAUUUAAAUCAACGCAGAGCCGCUUUCCAAGCUAUAAACUCAAGUGAAGGCUUUCAACAGUUUCCCCAUCUUAUCAUAUGAGGAUCUGUUGAUAAUGUCUCUGGGGCCGUAUCAAGUGCCGCAGGCAAGAAGCUACUAUGGCGAACACCUAAAAGAAAACGGAACGUUUUUCAUUGAAGUGUAUGAAGAUUUUGAAGUUGACUAUAAUUUAAAUCAAUACAACAUAGUAGUUUGUGAUCCUUGGCUGACAAGAGCUAAAAUACACUCGAGGCACCAGAGCAACAGAAUUUAUUUUGUAUAUAUCUUGCUAAAUAAUAGUUUGAAAAACAGAAAUAAACUUGUCGGUCACUAUUGCAGCUGUAUAGUUGGAAAACGGACACUCGGGUGCUGUGCUCAUGUCAUGUGCAUAGUUUGGUAUAUGGGAUGGGCUCGGCACCAAGAAAUUCAACCCCCUGCUGCCUUUUUAGAUCAAGUUAUUAUUUCUGAUGAAGAAGAAGAUUGAUUAUUCAAGAAGACUGAUAUUCAUUAUCCUAAUAGGUACGAAUUUGUAUAAAAAAAGCCUAUUUGUUAUAAGUAUAUACACUGUAUGUAUUCAAUAACAAUUAGUAUUGAUUUCAUUUUUAAGCAAAAUAUAAAUAACUAUAUGACUACUUUUACGAUGUUUUAUUUCAUACUUAUAAAAACACAACUAAGAAAAUCGAUGAAUAAUUGAACAAUGUGUUCAUGUAAUAUGAUUGUUAUGAACUAAACAGCUUAAGGUCCCGUUGCAUUGAAGGCACACACCCCAUUGGUGUGUCUAUACGAACUAGGUAUGUUCCAUACACUGCUGUAAAGUAAAGUAGUCCUAAAAGCGAAUUUUCACACCCCACCUGCUUUCACUGUGAUUAGACAUUUAAGCUGCCUUUCAUUGAAUAAACAUAAAAACUCAAAAAGUGUGAAAUUGUUAGACAGUCAUAGCAAAUAACUUUGAGCGUGAUUACCACGAUAAUAAGUCAUGAGCUGUACAUCUCACGACUCGUUUCUGGAUUUCUUUUAAGUUACACAUAAAAGUAAGUUAUAGAUAUUUAUUUUAUCUAUUUUCUAUUUAUUUAUUUUUCAAUAAAGUAAAUAUGUGGUAUAUUAAACACUAAUAUUCCAUGCAUAAUCACUU